GUUUUCGUAAGGCCUUCUAGGAGUUGUAGUCCGAGGCUGCCGGGCGUUCUGAGGCUUUCGCUGCCUUCGGAGUUUGCUGGGACCAUGGAUCCCGGGCCCGACGGGGCGCCGCUGGCCGGACUUGUCUGGUCCUCGGCGUCCGCGCCGUCACCGCGGGGGUUCACCGCGAUCUCCCACACCGUGGAGGGCGCGCCCGCCUGCUUCGGACGCGGCUUCGCGCAGAAAGCUGGCUACUUCCUGUGCCUGAGCACGCUGGGCGGCCUGGAGAACCCACAGGAGCCCGUUGUGGUGGACAUUCAGGUUGUGAUGGACAAGGGUGCCCUCCCACCCAGCUUCACUGUGGUCAGUGACCCUCUGGAUGCCAAGGCCUCUGUAUCCAAGAAGAAACGCAUGUGUGUGAAGCUGAUGCCCCUGGGUGCAGCUGACAUGGCCGUGUUUGACCUGAAGCUCAGUGGAAAAACCAAGACCGUUCCCGGAUACCUUCGAGUUGGGGACAUGGGUGGUUUCGCCAUCUGGUACAAGAAAGCGAAGGCCCCAAGGCCAGUGCCCAAGCCCCGCACUCUCAGUCAGGACAUGCGUGGCCUCUCAUUGGACCCGCCCAGCAAGAACAGCCUCCCUGAGCGGACCCUGUCCAGGCUUGGCUCCCGGGCAUCCACCCUGCGGAGGAAUGAUUCCAUCUACGAGGCAUCCAGUCUGUAUGGCAUCUCAGCCAUGGAUGGGGUCCCCUUCACACUACAUCCCCGAUUUGAGGGCAAGAGCUGUGGACCUCUGGCCUUUUCUGCCUUUGGGGACCUGACCAUCAAGUCGCUGGCAGACAUUGAGAAGGAGUAUAGCUAUGGCUUUGUGGUGGAAAAGACGGCGGCUGCACGCCUGCCCCCCAGUGUCUCGUAGGAAGAACCACUUUGAUGGCUGCCUCCUAGCCAGGCUGCUUGGUGACAGGGUCUCCCGCCCAGCCCUGCAGGGGUGGCCUCUGUGGAUGGGGCCAGUGCCUUCUCCGUUUGUGUCAAACCUCUGGUGCCUGGAUACUGCAGGAAUAAACACUGCUUUGUCCCCUGG
This is a messenger RNA of Nannospalax galili (Upper Galilee mountains blind mole rat), 1056 nucleotides long. It is a transcript of the gene Mvb12a, whose product is annotated as multivesicular body subunit 12A. Gene Ontology annotation, biological process: viral budding; regulation of epidermal growth factor receptor signaling pathway; receptor catabolic process. Lineage: Eukaryota; Metazoa; Chordata; Mammalia; Rodentia; Spalacidae. Bases 85 to 891 code for a protein of 268 amino acids. The record is from RefSeq and is a predicted model, not a curated record. The transcript is spliced from 9 exons. Gene Ontology annotation, cellular component: ESCRT I complex; cytosol.